This is a messenger RNA of Raphanus sativus (radish), 865 nucleotides long. RefSeq lists its product as uncharacterized. The record is from RefSeq and is a predicted model, not a curated record. Lineage: Eukaryota; Viridiplantae; Streptophyta; Magnoliopsida; Brassicales; Brassicaceae. Bases 26 to 274 code for a protein of 82 amino acids. The transcript has a single exon.
UUAAGCUAAAGACAGAAAGCCAGAUAUGGGUGAGAUCAAAGUCAGACGCGUACUCCUCCUCUCUCUCAUGUUCCUCUUCUUCUUCUCGGAAACUAUUCUUUUGUGUUCAGCUAACGAGCAUGGCUCAAGGAAUCUUGCAGUGGUUAUGAGAAAAGGGGUAAAAUACAGAGGGCCUAGCAAUCGAAACUCAACAUCCUCAGCUUCAACUCUGACGUUCCCAAGCUCCUUCCAUAUGGGUGCUGUUUCCUCUUUCGUCCUCGCUCUCCUUUUAUAGUUUCUGUUUGUAUAUGAUUGUGAUUUAAAGAUACAUAGUGAUUGCAUUUUAUGUUUUUUCUUUAAUUUUGUCUGUUUAAUUGGUUAUGUAAAUAUAUAUCAAAUGGUCUCAAACUCUGUUUUUAACUCGUGUGUUCCAUUACGUAUUCUUUCUUGUCAAUAAUAAAAACAAAAGCGUAUCGUCACCAGUCUUCUCGGUUAUCCAUUGCAUGAUUCUAUAAGCACCUCAUGAGAGCCUGCCUGUGCCUGGUCACUGCAGUUGCGGCUUCGAAUUUGUUAAGACCAAACGACGACCGAGAUGACUCUAGCUAGUAGCUAUUAGUGACUCAGAACCAUUGGUUCAUGUCAUGUGCAUUCGCAGGUUUUGGUCACAUGUGAGAAAAUAACGUUUUCAAAGGUGUUACUAUUUUGGGCGUACUUGUUUAGAGUUUCUCGCACGAAUUUGUCUUUUUCAACAAGUGUCGCCUCUACACGUACUAUUGACUAUUGACUCUUGGACUGAUUCUAUAGUUUUUUUUGUGUCGACCGAUUCUGUAGUAUUAUAUGGUUGCCGAAUUAAUAUUGCUUUUUGGUGUUGAAAUGAGCAAAUUAC